CAGACACCUCCGGGUGGGCUUAGUCUGCUUUUGAUUGCGAUUCGACGAACAUCGAGAGACAAUGAAGCUGCUUCCUAUCGUAAUUGCGGUGAUUGGUUAUUCCCUAGCGGAAACCAUUCCCGAUGCUCGAAUGAUGGGUGGAACCAAUGCCGCCUGGGGACAGUUCGCGUCAGCCGUUUCCAUCACCACCCCGUUCCUGCUGCACUGCGGAGGAGUGAUCGUCGAUCGACAGCACGUACUUACUUCCGCCCAGUGUGUCCUAAAUGCCCAAAACCGUCUUAUUGAUCCCUACUGGAUAUCGACCGUAGCUGGUGACAUAGCUCUGGCCCCGAUCGGAGCUCGCCGUCAGACCAGACGCGUAAUUCAGAUCUACGUUCACCCGCAGUUCAACGUGUUUACUCGAGAGAAUGAUGUAGCUGUUUUGCGGCUAGAUCGUCCGUACGAUCUACCCUCGAACACGGUCGACCUAGCUCGGCGAGCGGUUCGGAUCAACCCGACCGGAGAGGCGUGUCAAUUCGCAGGCUGGGGAGCUACAGCAGCUACUAAUGCUCCGGUGAACGUCCAGCAACGCUUCCUACCGAUGACCAUCAACGAUCGGGAUGUUUGCAAUCAGGCAACGAUGCACGCCGGCCGGGUACUGGAAUCGAUGAUCUGCGCUGGAAAUACUGGCGCUUCGGCUAACGCUGCUCCCUGUACCGGAAAUCUGGGAACCGGGUUGUACUGCAAUCGGCAGUUGGUUGGGAUUCUUUCCUUUGGAGUGAACUGUGGUGUGGCUAACAAUCCACCGGUGUUUACGCAGCUGCGUAACUACAACCGCUGGAUCGAUCAGCAGUUUAACCGGACCGAGGGGCUGGCGCCGAAUUGGACCCCAGCAGUGCUGUAGGGUGUGAGGGAGUUGAUGAUUAAUAAAUAUUGUUUUUGAUCGGAAAA
Molecule: messenger RNA, 930 nt
Organism: Topomyia yanbarensis
Lineage: Eukaryota; Metazoa; Arthropoda; Insecta; Diptera; Culicidae
Product: transmembrane protease serine 11D-like
Exons: 2
Coding region: 62-883 (273 amino acids)
Biological process (GO): proteolysis
Molecular function (GO): serine-type endopeptidase activity
Source: RefSeq, a predicted model, not a curated record